Molecule: messenger RNA, 1595 nt
Organism: Arachis ipaensis
Lineage: Eukaryota; Viridiplantae; Streptophyta; Magnoliopsida; Fabales; Fabaceae
Product: glucan endo-1,3-beta-glucosidase 8
Biological process (GO): carbohydrate metabolic process
Molecular function (GO): hydrolase activity, hydrolyzing O-glycosyl compounds
Source: RefSeq, a predicted model, not a curated record
CAAGUGCUAUUAUUUUCUUGGGAUGGGAAAGUUGGGGCCUUUGAUCUCAGUGGCUCUGUUAUUGUUUCUGUGGUGCUGCCAUGCCGUUGUGGAAGGGCUGGGUGUGAAUUGGGGAACGCAAGCAACGCACAAGUUGCCACCGGACACGGUGGUGCAGAUGCUGAAGGACAAUGGGAUUCAGAAGGUGAAGCUGUUCGAUGCAGAAGAAUCAACAAUGAGUGCUCUUGCUGGCACUGGAAUCGAGGUCAUGGUUGCCAUACCUAACAUCCAGCUUGCUGAUAUGAAUGACAAUGAUAAAGCCAAACAGUGGGUUAAGAAGAGUGUUACAAAGUACAACUUCAAUGGCGGUGUUAACAUCAAGUAUGUAGCUGUUGGGAACGAGCCAUUUUUGAAAUCAUACAAUAAUUCAUUCUUGAAUGUCACAUUCCCUGCACUACAAAACAUUCAAAAUGCACUUAAUGAAGCUGGUGUUGGAGAUAAGAUUAAGGCUACAGUGCCCUUAAAUGCUGAUGUUUAUGAGUCUCCGGCUAACAAUCCUGUUCCGUCUUCUGGAACAUUCCGGGCUGAUAUCAAUGACCUAAUGACCCAGAUAGUAGCAUUCCUCAGCAAGAACGGUGCACCAUUUACAGUGAACAUUUACCCUUUCUUGAGUCUCUAUGGGCAUGACGAUUUCCCUUUUGAUUAUGCCUUCUUUGAUGGUGUCACCAACCCCAUAAAUGAUAACGGGACUCCGUACACCAAUGUCUUCGAUGCGAAUUUUGAUACCCUUGUUGCCGCUCUCAGCAAAGCAGGGUACGGAGACCUGCCCAUAAUUGUUGGAGAAGUUGGAUGGCCUACUGACGGCGACAAGAACGCCAACACGCGCAAUGCUUUGAGGUUCUACAAUGGACUCCUGCCAAGGCUUGCAGCCAACAAAGGGACACCCCGCCGCCCUGGAUACAUCGAAGUCUAUCUGUUCGGGCUCCUUGAUGAGAAUGGAAAGAGCAUUCAGCCAGGAAACUUCGAGCGUCACUGGGGGAUUUUCGGGUAUGAUGGGCAGCCUAAGUUCCCGAUGGACCUUUCCGGCCAGAAUCAGAACAAGAUGCUCAUUGGUGCAAAAAAUGUAAAGUACCUCGAACAAGAAUGGUGCAUGUUUAAUCCUAAUGCUAAAGAUCUCAGCAAACUCGGGGAAAGUAUCACUUAUGCCUGCACCGAUGGGGAUUGCACUGCACUUGGCUAUGGAUCUUCAUGCAACAAUUUGGAUGCUAAUGGGAAUGCUUCAUAUGCAUUUAACAUGUAUUUUCAGAUGCAAAAUCAGAACCUUCAAGCCUGCAAUUUUGGAGGUUUGGCGAAGCUUUCAUUGACGAACAUUUCAACCGAUACCUGCAAUUUUCCCAUUCAGAUAAAGUCUUCAUCACCACCCUCUUUGAUGGUUCCCUCUCUCUUGGCUUCUUUAUUGGUUGCUUUACCGGUGGUUCUGUUUAUGUAGUUUUGUUGUACAUACAUUAGGGUGUGAUUCAACAUGUGAGGAAAAAAAUUGAUGGUGAGAGAGAUAUCAUACAUAACAUAACCAAAUGAUUUGAUAUUUUUCACAUGAUAACCAAAAGAAUUCUGUA